Molecule: messenger RNA, 634 nt
Organism: Meloidogyne enterolobii
Lineage: Eukaryota; Metazoa; Nematoda; Chromadorea; Rhabditida; Meloidogynidae
Source: the annotation of a GenBank genome assembly
AAAAUUCCGGCACCCGCCUGCUGUAUUUCUGACUUCAAUCAAAAUUUUUUUCAAUUUGUGGAAGUGCUCGAAGCUUGUUUUGUCUUGUGUGAUUUGCUGUGGAUUUAUUCAAGGGAAUUGAAGCCUGGUGAAUUUACUUUUUCUGGUGCUAAUUAUUUUGGAGAGGAGCCUAUUAAAAGGAUUGCUUUGGUUUCUAAAAAUGUGGAUUGGUUCUGAGGUUGAUUCUGAUGUAUAAUUCACGUGUUGUGUUCAUUAGGUUCGUUUGUUUAUUUUUAAGUUAAAAAAUUUUUAAUGAGAUGGGUCUGUUGGGCUUAAGGAGUUUGGUUCUUUCUCCUUUCCCUUAUGGAUGAGGGUCCUUCGAGUAGUUAGGUGGGUCCUUUCUUUUACUCAAGUUAGGGUGGUGACCCCUUGGGUUAAUCUCUUUCAUACAUUGCUGCUUUUUUAUUUUCUUGUUAGUCUCUAGAAGUUUCUUCUCUUUUUCUUCAUGGGUAAUGGUUCGUUUUUGAGUAAUUUUGGCGGAUCCGGAUACGAAAAAAGGGCCAGAUAUUCCGAAAUUUUUUGUUCUAACGAUUUCCCAGGAUUUUUUCCCAUUUCCCAAGAUUUCUCAGGAUCUGCCAAACUUAUUUUCGACUAG